Molecule: messenger RNA, 2743 nt
Organism: Musa acuminata AAA Group (dessert banana)
Lineage: Eukaryota; Viridiplantae; Streptophyta; Magnoliopsida; Zingiberales; Musaceae
Product: phospholipase D delta-like
Exons: 10
Coding region: 20-2614 (864 amino acids)
Biological process (GO): phospholipid catabolic process; phosphatidylcholine metabolic process
Cellular component (GO): plasma membrane
Molecular function (GO): calcium ion binding; D-type glycerophospholipase activity
Source: RefSeq, a predicted model, not a curated record
CCUCCUCCUCCCCUCCUGAAUGUUCCAUCUUGACGCCCCUGCUGUUCCCUUCGCCAUCGGCUCGAUGGGAUCCCACUCCGCCGCCGAUGAGGCUAUCCUCCUCCACGGCGACAUCCACCUGUCCGUGCUCGCGGCACGCCGCCUCCCCAACAUGGACAUGCUCUCCGAGUACCUCCGCCGCUGCUUCGCCCCAUGCAGCCCUGUCCUCCCUAGUAGCGACUCCGACCCCACCCCCGACCACGGCCGCCGCGGCCACCGCAAGAAGAUCGCCACCGCCGACCCCUACGUCACCGCCUUGCUCGCCGGCGCCACCGUCGCCCGCACCCGCGUUAUCCACAACUCCCAGAACCCCAUCUGGAACGAGCGCUUCAAGAUCCCCGUCGCCCACAGCGCCGCGGCCCUCGUUCUCCACGUCAAGGACAACGACGUCUUCGGCUCCCAGCUCAUCGGCACCGUCUCCAUUCCCGUUGCCCGCGUCGCCUCCGGCGAGGUGAUCGACGAAUGGUUCCCGGUGAUCGCGCCCAGUGGGAGGACGCCGAAGCCCGAUACCGCCCUCCGCGUGUCCCUCCAGUACACGCCCGUGGAGGAGAGCGUGGAGCACAGGCAUGGGAUCGCCGGGGAUCCCGACAAGCGCGGGGUGAGCGAUGCCUACUUCCCCGUCCGGAAGGGGUGCUUGGUGACGCUCUACCAGGACGCACAUGUCAGGGAUGGCGAGCUCCCAGAGAUUAGGCUCGAGGAAGGAGCCAUCUUUGAGCAUAACAAGUGCUGGGAGGACAUCUACCAUGCCAUUCUCGAGGCGCAUCACUUGAUUUAUAUCACCGGUUGGUCUAUAUAUCACAAGGUGAAGCUGGUGAGAGAGCCGACGAGGCCGCUGCCGACUGCGGGGCAGCUGACGUUGGGGGAGCUGCUCAAGUACAAGUCCCAGGAGGGGGUUCGGGUGUGCAUGUUGGUUUGGGACGACAAGACUUCUCACCAUAAUUUCUUCAUCAAGACGGAAGGAGUAAUGCAAACUCACGAUGAAGAAACUCGGAAGUUUUUCAAGCAUUCCUCUGUCAUUUGUGUUCUAGCACCUCGUUAUGCGAGCAGUAAGCUUAGCUUUGUCAAGCAGCAGGCAUUUGGAACUCUCUUUACGCACCACCAGAAAUGUGUACUUGUUGACACACAGGCAUCUGGGAAUAAUAGAAAAAUAACUGCUUUCAUAGGAGGUCUGGAUCUUUGUGAUGGCCGCUAUGAUACACCAGAGCAUAGACUUUUUCGUGAACUUGACAGUGUCUUUUUGAAUGAUUUUCAUAAUCCUACAUUUGCUUUAGAAACUAAAGGACCAAGACAACCAUGGCAUGAUUUACACUGCAGAAUUGAAGGUCCAGCUGCUUAUGAUGUUCUGGAGAAUUUUGAACAGCACUGGUGUAAGGCAACAAAAUGGCGAGAAUUUGGGCUACGUUUUAAAAAAAAGGUAUCCCACUGGCACGAUGAUGCUUUAAUAAAGCUUGAACGGAUUUCAUGGAUAAUUAGUCCUUCACCUACUGUUCCAAAUGAUGAUCCAAGUUUAUGGGUUGCAAGUGAAGAAGAUGCUGGACCUUGGCAUGUUCAGAUUUUUCGAUCUAUAGACUCUGGAUCAGUAAAGGGAUUUCCGAAGAACCCUCAAGAAGCCUUACGAAAGAACCUUGUCUGUCAAAAGAAUCUGAUCAUCGAUAAGAGCAUCCACACAGCAUAUGUGAGGGCAAUCAGAUCUGCACAACAUUUCAUAUAUAUUGAGAAUCAGUAUUUUCUGGGGUCUUCUUAUGCUUGGCCAUUUUAUAAAAAUUCAGGUGCUGAUAAUCUGAUACCUAUGGAAUUAGCAUUAAAAAUUGCUGGCAAAAUUAAAGCCAAAGAGCGGUUUGCUGUAUACGUGGUUAUACCUAUGUGGCCUGAAGGAGUCCCUACUACUUCCAGUGUGCAAGAAAUCCUCUUCUGGCAGGUUAUGCAGAUGAUGUAUGAAAUCAUUGCAAAGGAGCUUAAAGCUGUGAACUCCGAAGAUUCACAUCCGCAAGAUUAUCUUAAUUUCUACUGUCUUGGAAACCGUGAAGAAUUGUCCAAGGAUGAGUUGCAAUCAAAUGGUCACUCUUCAGAAAGAAGUCCAGUGGUCUUCACACAAAAGUCUCGGCGAUUCAUGAUAUAUGUUCAUGCAAAAGGGAUGAUUGUAGAUGAUGAAUACGUUAUAAUGGGAUCUUCUAACAUCAAUCAAAGAUCUCUGGCUGGUUCAAGAGAUACCGAAAUCGCCAUGGGUGCAUACCAACCUCAUCAAACAUGGGCUGAGAAAGAAAGGCACCCACAUGGUCAGAUAUAUGGAUACAGGAUGUCUCUCUGGGCAGAGCAGCUGGGAUCGGUAGACGAACGAUUCGAGCAGCCCGACAGCUUGGAGUGCGUAAGACUCGUGAACAAGAUAGCCGACGAUAACUGGUGCAGGUACGCCGCUAAGGAGGUGAGUUCACUGACCGGCCAUGUUCUCAAGUACCCAAUCAAGGUAGAAGCUGAUGGCAAAGUAGGAGCUCUGCCCGACCAACAGUGUUUCCCCGACGUCGGAGGUAAGAUCUUAGGAGCCCCCACAAGUCUUCCUGACACACUAACCAUGUAGCAGUAUAUCCUCAGAUCAAAUGCAGUCAUACAGAACAAAGAUUUGUCAUUUUAGUCAUGCUAGAUAACUUUGACAUGUUCAUUUGCAUGGAGUUCUAAAAUCUUAUUCUGAUGCAAAGAUAAGCACUCA